Molecule: messenger RNA, 2122 nt
Organism: Ziziphus jujuba (common jujube)
Lineage: Eukaryota; Viridiplantae; Streptophyta; Magnoliopsida; Rosales; Rhamnaceae
Product: serine/threonine-protein kinase SRK2E
Exons: 9
Coding region: 668-1756 (362 amino acids)
Biological process (GO): intracellular signal transduction; protein phosphorylation
Cellular component (GO): nucleus
Molecular function (GO): ATP binding; protein serine/threonine kinase activity
Source: RefSeq, a predicted model, not a curated record
AAAUCCAACGAGUUGGGCAGUGGAUUAAAAAUCUUCGAAAGCUUUUCCCCAAAAAGGUGUUUUUGGUUUCGGUUUUUGGAUAAAACCAGAACACCACACUCAUUACAGAAAAAAAGCGUGUGGACACACACACACACACACACACAGUGAGAGAGAAAGAGAAGACGGUAGGGUUCACGAGCAGUGUCACCGACUCUGCAACUUCAAGUUUUUCUUCUUUCUCUAUCAUCAAAAGCUGACAAAUUUGGAUAUUAAAUAAAGAAUCUGGAAACCCCCCCCCCCCCCCCCCCCCCCCCCCAAAAAAAAAAAAAAAAAAAAGAAAGAAAAACAAAAGCUCCAUUUUUUCUGAUUCGGUGGAGCUUCACGGACUCUAACCCAUCUUUCACUUUCUUUUCUUCACCCACCCAAGCUCUCUUUUUUGAUUUUUUUUCUCUACUCUAUUUAUAAUCAAGUGGUUCUCGUUGCGCCACGUUAACCCCCCGGUCAUCAACUUCGGUUAUCUGGGUCGAUCUCGACGUGGGUCUUUUGCUCGUAGCCAUUUUUGCCCCUUCUUUUCUGUUUCUUAUGUAUAAUGUGAGUUUCAGAGUUUUCUGAUACCUGAGCUUUGUACAAGUACUGGGUUUGUUUUUGUUAUUUUUGGGUGGAACUGUUUGUGGAGAGAAAGAAGAUGGAUCGGUCGGCGAUCACGGUCGGACCGGGCAUGGACUUGCCGAUCAUGCACGACAGCGAUCGGUAUGAGCUUGUAAGAGAUAUUGGGUCUGGCAAUUUUGGAGUGGCUAGGCUGAUGAGGGACAAGCAGACGGAAGAGCUUGUUGCCGUCAAGUACAUCGAGAGAGGUGAGAAGAUAGAUGAAAAUGUACAAAGAGAAAUUAUAAAUCACAGGUCACUGAGGCAUCCCAAUAUUGUCCGCUUCAAAGAGGUCAUAUUAACACCAACCCAUCUAGCUAUUGUGAUGGAAUAUGCAUCUGGAGGAGAACUCUUCGAGCGGAUAUGCAAUGCUGGAAGGUUCAGCGAGGAGGAGGCACGCUUCUUCUUCCAACAGCUUAUAUCAGGAGUCAGCUACUGUCAUUCCAUGCAAGUAUGUCAUCGUGAUCUGAAAUUGGAGAAUACAUUGUUGGAUGGAAGUCCAGCGCCACGCUUGAAGAUUUGUGACUUUGGAUACUCUAAGUCCUCAGUGCUGCACUCACAACCCAAAUCAACUGUUGGCACCCCUGCAUAUAUUGCUCCGGAAGUUUUGCUUAAAAAAGAAUAUGACGGCAAGAUUGCAGAUGUGUGGUCUUGUGGUGUAACCUUAUAUGUAAUGUUGGUGGGUGCAUACCCUUUUGAGGACCCAGAGGAGCCUAAGAACUUCCGCAAAACAAUCCAUCGCAUCUUGAAUGUCCAGUACUCAAUUCCCGACUAUGUUCAUAUAUCUCCAGAGUGCCGCCAUCUGAUCUCAAGGAUUUUUGUAGCUGACCCUGCAAAGAGGAUAUCCAUUCCUGAGAUUAGGAAUCAUGAGUGGUUUCUAAAGGACCUUCCAGCAGAUCUUAUGGAUGAAAAUACAAUGAACCAAUUCGAAGAGUCUGAUCAACCCAUGCAAAGCAUUGAUGAAAUAAUGCAGAUAAUUUCUGAAGCUACUUUACCUGCAGCUGGUGCUCAUAGUAUCAACCAGUAUCUGAAUGGCAGUCUAGACAUUGACGAUGACAUGGAAGAAGAUCUGGAGUCGGAUCCUGACCUGGAUAUCGAUAGUAGUGGAGAAAUAGUCUAUGCAAUGUAAUUGUGACAAUGCUGUUAUGGAAGAAGGACGACUCUGUAAGCCAGUACUGGCUUUGAAAAUGAAAUUUAAUAUCAUCCUCCCUCCUUAGUCUAGACAUGAAAGUGGAGUAAAAGGGCUUUUCCAUUUCAUUGUAAUGGUGGAUUUUGCUGGUUUGGAAUUGUUGAUCGGUUGAGAAUCCUUGCCUUUUAGCCUUCCAGUUUGUCUUUCAGCAUUUGGUUUUAUGCUUUUGUUCUGCCACUUUCAAGUGGCAUUUUAUGUAGUGUUACCUGCUUGUAACAAAAUAAACAUAAUUGUAACAUAAAGCUGAUCACAUUUUCUAACUGCAUCUCCAUCUUAAUUUAUAAGACUACCUUUUCUUUUUUCCAA